CGAGUCCGCAGCCGCGCGCUCGCUAUCUCCAUCCACGAAUGAUAUGAAGUCCGGCUAAGUCAAGCUGAAUCAACACUAAAACCACAGCGCACUCCAGUUCUCCAAAUAUACAGCUGUCUGCAAUCAGCAGCAUCAAUUGCCUGAAUGCAUCGUGAAGGCUGAGCAAGGACGACCGCAGGCUGAAGGAGCAGAGGAGCAGCCGGAAAACAAUGAAAACUUAUUUCCUCGGAGAUAAUCGCUAAGCGGCAAUAUGCUCCUCCUCCCCCGCAAACCAUCCCCAGACUCUGCGCGGUCUCUCCGCUGCUACUCCUCCUCCGCCAUUGCAAUUCCUCUAAUCCACUCGUUUCAGUCGUCUCGGAAAUGGCAAAAAAAGGGCUUCGCGCCUCGAUCGCCUGCAACCACUGCAACGCCGCCAAAUCACGCUGCGACUUCUCAUUACACGGAUCGCCCUGCUCCCGAUGCCGUCAGCGCAACUACUCCGACUGCAAACCGAUCCAGAGUCGGCGAGGAACCUACGAUCGUAAAGAAUGGUUCCAGAAGCGGAAAAUGUCCGCUCCGUCUAUCUCCAGCUCGGCCGCAAGGCCGCCAGCAAGUGUUGUAGUUGCUGAGGGUGACGCUGAUCCUCCUGCUAUUGUCUCCGCUGUCUCUGCCGCUGCAACAAUGGCAGUCGAGGCCGCAGACGUCGACUCGGAAUCUUUCAGCUCGAGCAACACCACUUCAUCUUCCCCCCCUACUGGCGGCGAUCGAGACUCGGCCUCUCCUCUCGACUGCUCUCCGCAGUUCACCGCAGUCAACCAUUGCAACCACUGUCCGGGACAGAUCAACCGCCCCCACAUUCGCUCAUUUGCUACAAAAAGUAUAGAUGAGUCUGAUAGCGGACAAACCAAGGAAUGGGCUCGUGUAUUCAAGUCUCUUUUCACCAACAUCGACAAGCCCUCUAAGCAGCCCCUGCUAUACUUUGGUGAAUCCUUCCCUGUUUCAUGGCUGCUCUACAAAGUCCAGAAAGACCGCCACGGCCAGAUCAGACUCAAGCAGCCUCGUCUCCAGUCGGGUUCAUCCGGCGACGAAGACGACGGCGAGUCCGACGAAGAGCCUUCUAAUAUCAUCUUUGACGGCUGUGAACAUCCAGCUCACAUGACGGCGGCAAAGAUCGCCUAUCUCUCAUCCGAGAAAUGCUUCUCAAAACCGUCUCCCUUGAUCUAUACACAGCUCUUUUCGACAUAUUUCCAAAACAUACACCAUUUCUACCCGAUCGUCAACCGUGCAGAUCUUGCGCGAAUGUUUGACCAAGAUAGCGUGCCCUGGAUACUCUUCUACUCAAUCUGCUUCGCUGCUGCGUCGCACUGUCCUAUCUCUGCUCUCUGUCGCGAAGGUGGGUACUCGACUCGCCGGGAAGCACGAAUGGACUUUUACCGUCGCGCAAAGUCGCUUUUCGAUCUUUCGUACGAAAAGAACAAAAUCACGCUCAUCCAGUCCGCGCUCCUUCUCUCAUUCUGGGGUGGCCAGCCCGACGACUGCUGGAACUCCGUCUCGUGGAUCAACAUGGCGGUCAACAUCGCAGAGUCACUGGGCAUGCACCGGCAAAUGUCCUCUGCCGACCUACCAGACGAAGACCGCGCGCUUUGGCGACGAAUUUGGUGGAGCCUGGUUGCUCGGGACUCAUUCUGUGCAGCUCUGCUCGGCAAGCCACUGCGAAUCAACGUUUCGCAAUGCGACACCGAGUCGCUUGCGCUCAAGGACUUUGAAAGCGAUAGCAAUCCCGUACUGGCGAGUAACCCGGCGAUGUGGGGAGAACGGCGAGUCGAGUACGGACUAUACGUUAUCGAGAACGCAAAGCUCGGUGUGAUCUUGCGAAGGAUCGUGCAGGCGCGAGAUGGACACCUGAUCGAUACCGAUUUUGUGCUUGCGACGCAUCGCGCGCUGCAGGAGUGGGAGCGCCAGAUGCCGGAUAUACUGCGGGUUGGGUAUAUGUUUCCGGAGUCGCCGCUUUAUGUGUACGGGGCCGCGCUGAGCUUGGUGUAUAACCAUCAUCUGGUCUAUCUACACCAGACCGCCCCUGUGGACUGCGAGAUCUCACUGUCGAUCGCGCAGGAGGCAAUUUUGGAUAUUGCAGAGUUUGGAAGCACUCUCGUGACUGUCUCGGUCAUCCCGUUCAUGCCACAGGACACGCUGGCGAGCUUCUUCAUGGCAAUUGUGAUGCUAUUCACCCAGAUGCAGUCCAAGAACUGUACGCGAGACAAGUUGAGUCUGUUUCGCAUGCAGCUCAAGAUCUGCGAGAUGAUUGUUCAUCAGGCGCAAGAUCACUGGGAUCAUGCCGAUUGGAUCCUUGCGAUAUCCGAGGGACUAAGAGAAAAGCUCAAUCUGCAGUCUCCACAGUAUGAUACUGCCUAUCAGUCGAUGUGGACUAGCAAUCACGACAACGCUGUCAGCAGUGACGCGCGCCGCGAGGAAGAUGAUGUAUACGACUUUGCAGCACUUGACGAGUUUGUGCAAAAUAUCGAGCCAGACCUGUGGAAUCCUGAGACUCCGGGCACCGCAAAGAAGCUCGCGGGAGCAAAGGAAGUCACUACGACUCAAGAUAGCAGAGAGAAAAAUCACGACACAGAAACAAGAUUCAUUACAGAACUAGAAAAAAACAGAAGUUUAGAUUGUGGGCAGGUAGAGGAUAGUGGGAUGGGUUGUACUGAUGUUGACAGUUUUGGGAGUUUGAUGUUGAUGACGCCUGCUAUUGUGAGCUCGUGAGAAGAAAUGUGUUUGUGUUGAUAUGAAUAGCUGUGUGCUCUCAAUA
Messenger RNA from Myxozyma melibiosi, 2788 nucleotides. RefSeq names its product fungal-specific transcription factor domain-containing protein. NCBI's taxonomy places the organism in Eukaryota, Fungi, Ascomycota, Lipomycetes, Lipomycetales, Lipomycetaceae. The record is from RefSeq and is a predicted model, not a curated record. The transcript is spliced from 2 exons. Gene Ontology annotation, molecular function: DNA-binding transcription factor activity, RNA polymerase II-specific; DNA binding; zinc ion binding. Gene Ontology annotation, biological process: regulation of DNA-templated transcription; DNA-templated transcription. The coding region runs from base 361 to 2742 and encodes 793 amino acids.